Molecule: messenger RNA, 2424 nt
Organism: Prunus mume (Japanese apricot)
Lineage: Eukaryota; Viridiplantae; Streptophyta; Magnoliopsida; Rosales; Rosaceae
Source: RefSeq, a predicted model, not a curated record
AAAUAUAGUCACUCUUCUCUCUCUCUCGGAAAUAGGAACAAGAAAGAGAGACUUUGAAGGGAAGGAAAAAGGGUGGGUCUGAAGAAGAGAAGGGGAAAUAAUAAAAGGAAAGGAGAUCUCGACCAUAAUUUAUUUUUUUUCAUUUCUGGGUUUUUCCUAAACUCGGUUUUGGGGGCCCUUUUCUUUACAUAAGGAUAUUCUUUGUCUCCCUCUCGCUUUCUCUUUUACUGCUUCCGUCUGUUUCUGCUUCUGGACUUUCGGUUUCUAAGGCUGUUCUUUGGCGGAAGGCAUGGGUGUUGAAGUUGUGGGAUUUGAGGCGGUCCAAGGACCAGUGGGGGCUAUGACUGAAGGAGGGCAUUCUGCCAACGAAAAUGGGAAAUUGGAUCAAGGAAAUGAGCCCAUAAAAUUUGGAUCACAUGGUGAUGAAUCGGUUAAAAAGGAAGUGAACGAGGUUUCAGUUGCAAACUUCCCGAAGGAUGCAGUUGAUGAGUGGCCUGCCCCAAAGCAGACUCAUUCUUUUUAUUUUGUCAGGUACCAGACGUAUGAUGAUCCAAAAAUAAAAGCCAAAGUUGACCAGGUUUCUAGAGAGGUGGAGACUAGGAAUAAUGCCCGAUCUCAGAUCAUUGACGCAUUAAGAGCAAAAAGGACCGAUAGAGGAGAGUUGGUUGAGCAGAUUAAGGCUCUGAGAGAUGACAACAGGCAGAUUAGAUCAAUUGUGGAUGAGAAGUUUAAGGAUUUACAGCCUCUGCAGCAGGCUCUCGGACAGCUGCGCAGCGCAGACCAUGCUAGUCGUAAUGGUGGUUUGUGUUCAUCUGAGGAAGAGCUCAAUAGUCGUAUCCAGGGGUUGCAGUAUAUCAUACAACAUGAGAGCAUUGAAUUGAAGGAGGAAAAGAAAAUACUUAAAGAGAUCAGAACUCUUGAGAGCACAAGGGCACAAGUUAUUGCUAAUGCUGCCAUGAUAGCAAAGAUUGAGAAAGUGGCUCCCAAAGAGGCCCUUCAGGACCAAGUUAAACUUAUGGGUGGUGAUUUGGAUGGAGUGAAAAAGGAGCAACAAGCAGUUAGGUCCAAAAUUAAGCAACUUGAUGAUGCAGUGAAGGCCAUAGACAAGGAAAUUGCAUCAUUACAGGACGAGCUGAGUAUUGUGACUGAGAAGAGGGACAAAGCACGCGAUAGCAUUUUUCAACUUCGGAAACAGCGUGAUGAUGAUAAUGCCUGCUUUUACCAAAGCCGUAUGCUUUUGACCAAAGCGAGAAAUCUUGCUGUUACAAAGGAUAUUAAAGCACUUGAAGAACUUUCUCAUGCAGAGGUUGAGAAAUUUAUGGCCCUCUGGAACAGUAACAAGGAUUUUAGAGAUGAUUAUGAGAAAAGAAUUUUGCCAGCUCUGGAUAGGCGGCAAAUGAGUAGGGAUGGGCGUAUAAGAAACCCAGAUGAGAAGCCAUUGGUAGCUGUGGAAGCAUCUGGAGCCCCUGUAGUAGAGACAGCAUCAAAAGCUAAUUCAAAACAAGUUAGGGAAGAUACCAGAUCUGCUCCACUGGAUACUUUGCCCGUGCAGAAGGCUCAGAAAGAUGCCAAAAAUAAAGCAACGGGUCCAAAAUCUGUUGAAGAGCAUAUUGACGUAGCAGACGAGGAUAUAUCUGGGCUUGAAAAGCAGACAAAGGAGAGUACCCCAAAAGACAAUAAAGUUGAUGCAGAAAAGUUGAAGGAGUUGAAAAGACAAGAGGAAAUUGAAAAAAAUAAGCAGGCCUUGGAAAGGAAGAAGAAGAAAGCAGAGAAAGAUGCAGCUAAAGCAGCUCUUAGAGCUCAAAAGGAAGCUGAAAAGGCUGAAAAGAAGCUUAAGGAACGUGAAAAGAAGGCAAAGAAGAAGGGUUCAUCUGCACCUGAGACCCAACCUGAGGAGCCGACAGAAGCAGUUGCUGAGGCUGCAGAACCAGAAAAGGUAACUGAAAAUGUUGAAGCUCCUGUCCUUGCAAAGGCUAAGGUGCAAAAGGAUAGCAAUCUGAGGAAUAGAGGUCGACCAAGAGGUGCAGAGUCACUUCCGAAGGCCAUCCUGAAGCGGAAGAAGUCAAGUACUAACUAUUGGUUAUGGGCUGCUCCUGCUGCUUUGUUAGUUGUGUUGUUUCUAGCACUCGGUUACCAUUAUCUUCUUUGAGGAAGUUAAACUGGAACUGAGGUAGAGAAGAGUCGAGAUCUAAAAGUUUUCUGCUUGAGAAGCACGCAAAUGACUAGGUCUUUCUAUUAGUUAAAGUAAGUUGUUCCUGUUCUUUACAUCCUGUGUCAGGCUCAGGAUGGACUCAAAACUCAUAAUGUUGGUGGUAGCUCAGUCGAAACUAUCUUUCAAUGGAGAAGAAGCAUACAUUUGGUUUUGUUGAUGUAAUUUCAAAUUUUGACUUUCCCCUUUUCAUGGAUGUUAUCUUUAGAGAAGCU